AUGCCGCUUGAAGCACACACUUACGCAUUGUUUGACAACCGAACGCUGCACGUGGGCUACUACAAAGACGUGACGAACUGCUCGACACUGCGACAGAGUCUGUUGGACAAGAAGCUGGACGUCGCGCUACUCAAUGCUCACCUGAUCGCUGGGCCGUUCCAGGUCCACGCAGCGGCCUCACGAGUGUUUCUCUGCGAUGCGUCGAGCCGAUUGACGACGCGCAGUCUGCACGCUGAGCUGGUCUUCAACAUGUCUGGAUCGCGCAACGUGUCGGAAUCGUUCAAACGGUUCGGUGUCAACGAGGACAUGACGUCGCUCGUCGUGUGCGUGAUUGACGCUGAAGACGAGACACUCGAGCAGGUGCAGAUGCUGGUUCAGGGCGUGCAGGUGCCGUUUGAAGAGCUGGGCAUGCACUUGACCGACGAGGACGCGAACCUCAUCAAGAAGGUAUACAAGAUUUCGGAGCAGGAACUGACGCAGUCGACUCUUGCUGAUGCAGCGACAUGUCGAAUCGCGACCAAGAGCUGUAGCAAGUAA
This is a messenger RNA of Hyaloperonospora brassicae, 537 nucleotides long. The record is from the annotation of a GenBank genome assembly. Lineage: Eukaryota; Oomycota; Peronosporomycetes; Peronosporales; Peronosporaceae.